AUGUCAGCAGAUAGCUUCCACCAAAAAGUUGAAAAAUGUAUGAAACAGAAACAGGAAGUGUCAGAAUUCAACGAUUUUUCAGAUGCUGUACGUAUGGCAGGAGGAAAAAAUGGUUUUGUUAAAGACAUGCAACAUGCAGCCUUUUACAAUUGGAUUGACCCCCAUUCUGUACAAAAAGUGAAGUCGCAGGUCCAUCUAUCCGAUAUUGUGCAGAUAGUUGCUGAGAGAGGCAAACUUACUCUCAAGUACAAAAGGUCUUACGAGCAAGAUUUUGAGCAACUUGAUUUUUUAAAGAAAAGCUCCAAAAAAAUUGUGACUGUUCAGCCAGAGGCCAUAAAGCAGCCAGCUGGAAUAGAUAGCCUUACAAGGGAUACUAUUAUUAAAAAGUUGGGUCCACUGAUGGCACAAAACAGACUGAACUUUUGGAAGAAUGUCCCUAUUGAAUAA
Molecule: messenger RNA, 447 nt
Organism: Acanthoscelides obtectus
Lineage: Eukaryota; Metazoa; Arthropoda; Insecta; Coleoptera; Chrysomelidae
Source: the annotation of a GenBank genome assembly